Messenger RNA from Mercenaria mercenaria, 1506 nucleotides. RefSeq names its product sulfotransferase 1A1-like. Gene Ontology annotation, biological process: sulfation. Gene Ontology annotation, molecular function: sulfotransferase activity. Gene Ontology annotation, cellular component: cytoplasm. The transcript is spliced from 6 exons. The coding region runs from base 652 to 1473 and encodes 273 amino acids. NCBI's taxonomy places the organism in Eukaryota, Metazoa, Mollusca, Bivalvia, Venerida, Veneridae. The record is from RefSeq and is a predicted model, not a curated record.
GUGAAUUCGUGAAGUGGAAAUCGUGAAUUCAUGAAGUGGAAAUCGUGAAAUUGUGAAUUCGUGAAGUGGAAAUCAUGAAUUCAGGAAGCAGAAAUCGUGAAAUCGUGAAUUCAUGAAGUGGAAAUCGUGAAAUCAAGAAAUCGUGAAGUUUUUUUCGUGAAAUCGUGAAUUCGUGAAAUCGUGAAUUCAUGAAGUGGAAAUCGUGAAAUCGUGAAUUCAAGAAGUGGAAAUCGUGAAUUCAGGAAGCAGAAAUCGUGAAAUCGUGAAUUCAUGAAGUGGAAAUCGUGAAAUCAAGAAAUCGUGAAAUCAUGAAAUCGUGAAAUCAAGAAAUCGUGAAGUUUUUUCGUGAAAUCGUGAAUUCGUGAAAUCGUGAAUUCAUGAAGUGGAAAUCGUGAAAUCGUGAAUUCAUGAAGUGGAAAUCGUGAAAUCAGGAAGCAGAAAACGUGAAUUCGUGAAUUCAUGAAGUGGAAAUCGUGAAAUCAGGAAGCAGAAAUCAUGAAAUAAUGAAGUUGAAAUGUCACCACGGGUCUUUCUCUCGUCUGUGCUGAUUUACUGUUUCAACAAUUAAUUCAAUGUCAAUAAAAAUGAAAAAUGAAUGAUAUGAUGAAAAUUACAUGAAAAUAUAACCAAUUUUUACACAGGGCAGGCCAGAUGAAGAAAAUACCGAACGAAGAUCUGAAAUCUCACAUAGAACGUGUUCGAGACUUGAAAAUAAGAGAUGAUGAUGUAUACUUGGCAACGUAUCCAAAGUCAGGUACUCAUUGGGUCUGGGAAAUUAUUGUUAUGUUACGACGCGGAUCGGCAGAAUAUGAGCCAAGUCCAAAAGAAGCAGUAUUUCUAGAUUUCAAAGGCCCAGAUGUUAUAGACAAAGUGCCAUCUCCAAGAGUUUUGAAUUGUCACUGGCCUUGUAACCUGACACCAAGAGGAAUCUUUGAUAAAAACAUAAAAAUAGUACAUGUACAAAGAAACCCAAAAGACAUAAUUGUGUCCUUUUAUUACCAUCAUAAGAACCUAGGUGGACGGCCAUUUACAGAGAGUUUUCUGGAAUUCCUUCCUCUGACGUUAGGAACGUACGGAAUUUUUCAGUUUUAUCCUUGGUAUAAGUAUGUAAAGGAAUGGGAGCGAUUCACCAAAACUCACCCCGAACAAAUUCUCAACCUGUAUUUUGAGGACAUGAAAGAGGAUCCCGUCAGAGAAAUAAAGAAAAUAGACAAAUUUCUUGGCACUGGUCGCAGUGACGAACUUAUACAACAAAUAGCACAAGCCUGUCAUUUUGACAAUCUAAAGAAAGCAGACCUCGAAAUUAAAGAAAAGGAACAUAUGACUCAAGGCAGGAAACCCUCUAUCAUGUUCAGGAAAGGUGAAGUAGGCGACUGGAAGAACCAUUUCACAGUGGCACAAAAUGCAGAAAUAGAUGAAUGGCUACAGGAAAACCUUGCUGAAACUGAACUCAAGUUUCGAUAUACGAUCUAAAAUGAUGCAAAUAAAACAUUUUUUCUAACUCUU